Marchantia polymorpha subsp. ruderalis is the source of this 822-nucleotide messenger RNA. The record is from the annotation of a GenBank genome assembly. NCBI's taxonomy places the organism in Eukaryota, Viridiplantae, Streptophyta, Marchantiopsida, Marchantiales, Marchantiaceae.
CGAUGGCUGGUCAUUGCCUUCCUACCGGCUUGGGUUUGAGUCAUCCUACCCAAGUCCAAAGGCUUGGAACUCAGCAAUGACUCCGAUCUGUGAAAUCAAGAGGAAAAGUGCCCUGCUGGACUUCUUCAAGUGGGCAGGAUUCCAUAUGCAUCACAGCACACCGCACGAAAGCUAGCAGUAGCACGUGCAGCCGGGUUGGCACAGCCUACUUACUACUCAUCAGGCUGGUCAAUCUCGCAAGUUCCGGUUCACAUGGAAGGAACAAAGAUCAAGGCACUUGAGUCGAGCAGCUCGGAGUAGGGUGACAUUUUUCCAGUAUUAUCGAAAUGUCAUCCUGGUGUACGGAUGCAAUUGAGCCCAAUAUAUUCGUAUAUCUCCUCCAGUGGAAGUAAACUAUUGGACAACAACUUUCAUGCUGAAGUUACAGGAUCAGAAAAUUACCGUGAAGUACUGAAGCGGACGAACACAAUUGAGGGUGUGAUAGAGGAGAACAAGAGACGUGAGUGUCGGGAGACUUCGGUACUAGUUAGAGAGAGGCCUUGAAUAAUACUGCCCCAAUUUGUGCGGCAGUGAUAUUCACGGUGAUCGAAGCGAGGCAUGCAAACGAGCAGUUUGUGGAGCAGAUUUCGUGUGUCGGCAGAGUUGUUUCCCAGCAUCGUCAUCAUCAUGGACUCACCUCUUUCUGAUGACGAGUUUGUCGAACAAACUCAUCAGGCACGCCAAACUCGGUCUACACGGGUGAGAAAGAUAUGAUAGAAUAUUGUGGAAAAUUCUGUGACGAUUCUGAGCUAAACCUUUGUUAAACAAAGCGUGCCGAUGGGC